Messenger RNA from Xenopus laevis (African clawed frog), 2674 nucleotides. It is a transcript of the gene zscan29.L, whose product is annotated as zinc finger and SCAN domain containing 29 L homeolog. Gene Ontology annotation, molecular function: RNA polymerase II cis-regulatory region sequence-specific DNA binding; DNA-binding transcription factor activity, RNA polymerase II-specific. Gene Ontology annotation, biological process: regulation of transcription by RNA polymerase II. Bases 108 to 2303 code for a protein of 731 amino acids. The record is from RefSeq and is a predicted model, not a curated record. The transcript has 3 exons. Gene Ontology annotation, cellular component: PcG protein complex; nucleus; chromatin. NCBI's taxonomy places the organism in Eukaryota, Metazoa, Chordata, Amphibia, Anura, Pipidae.
AGCACUACAUCCCUAGGAAGAAGUCAGAUGAUGGGGGGGCCCUGCAUGCCCCUGGCUCCGUCAUACAGAAGGAAAAUAACAAGAAUGACAAGAAGAUCCUGGAACUCAUGUCCAACAUCAUCCAGCUGCUGACUGGAGAGGUUGCCAUAAGGACUGGUCAUGUUUCCAUCUAUUUUUCCUUGGACGAGUGGGACUAUAUAAAAGGAAACAAGGACCUUUAUGAGGAAGGGAUAAAGGAGGAGCCUCAGCAGCCCCUCUCACCGGACUGUGAAUAUGAAGAUAAAAGCGAUAUUACAGCUGAUCUGGGAGGAACAUUAUAUUCUUAUAAUGAGCCAAGCAAGAUUAGGGCUGAAGGAGGAGAUUUUUGUGCCAAUGGAAAUCCCACAAACCCUGAAAUUUCUCCAAUGAAACAGCCCCCACCAGCCAAUGGGAUUAAAGAAGAAGUGGCUUCAUGUGACGGGGGUAGGCAAUCAGAUUGCAGCAUUAAUCCACUUACAGAACAGAUACAGGGAACAGAUAUCCCUACUCCUAUCAUGGGAUACAACCACUUAAUAAUUCAGGCUAUUAAAGAUAAUGAAAAUACGUCCCCCCACGAAUCUCGCUUUGAUAGGCACCAUACAACCCAUACAACAGAGAAACAGUUUUCUCAUCACAUAAAUCUUCAUAAUGAUCUUAGCAUUCAUACAGGUAAGAAACCUUUUCCUUGUUCUGAAUGUGGGAAAUGUUUUGCCGGAUCAUCAGAACUUAAUGUUCAUCGACGAACCCACACGAGAGUGAAACCUUUUUCUUGUUCUCAGUGUGGGAAAUGUUUUUCAAAUCAAACCAAACUAAAAUAUCAUCAUAGAACCCACACAGGGGAAAAACCUUUUUCUUGCUCUGAAUGUGGGAAAUGUUUCUCAACUCCUCAUGUCCGUGCUCGUCAUCAAAAGACUCACACAGGGGAGAAACCAUUUCCUUGUUCUGAAUGUGGGAAAUGUUUUGCCAGAUCAUCAGAUGUUACUGUCCAUCGACGAACCCACACGGGAGAGAAACCUUAUUCUUGUUCUCAAUGUGGAAAAUGUUUUACCAGAUCAUCAGACCUUAAUGUCCAUCGACGAACCCACACGGGAGAGAAACCUUAUUCUUGCUCUCACUGUGGAAAGUGUUUUACUACUUCAUCAGAACUUAAUGUCCAUCGAAGAACCCACACGGGAGAGAAACCUUAUUCUUGUUCUGAAUGUGGGAAAAGUUUUCCCACUUCAUCAGAAUUUACUUCCCAUUGGAAAACCCACAUGGAAGAAAAACCUUUUUCUUGUGUUCAAUGUGGGAAAUGUUUUUCAAAAGACACUCACCUUAAAUAUCAUUACAGAACUCACACAGGGGAGAAACCUUUCUCUUGUUUUGAGUGUGGGAAAUGUUUUACACAUAACGGUAGUCUUAAAGUACAUUUAAAAAUACACAAAAGAGAAGCAGAUUUUUGUUCCAAAGGAAAUCUCACAAACCCGGAAAUUUCUCCAGUGGAACAUUACCCACCAACCAAUGAGAUUAAAGAGGAGGCCACUUCAUGGGAAGAGGGAAAUCGAUCAGAUUACAGCAUUAAUUCACUUACAGAACAGAUACAGGGACCAUAUACACCUACUCCUAUCAUGGAAUACAACCACUUAAUAAUGCAGGAUAAUAAAUAUGAUGUAAAUGCCUGUAAUUCACCCCUACAGGAAACAGAUGUAACAAAACAGGCUCUUCACAAAAGAGACAUUGAUAGACGCCAAAGAACUCAACUUAAAUAUGAUCACAGAACCAACACAGGGGAUAAACCAUUAUCUUGCUCUGAAUGUGGAAAAUGUUUCUCAACUUAUCAUGUCCUUGCUCGUCAUCAAAAGACUCACACAGGGGAGAAACCAUUUUCUUGUUCUGAAUGUGAGAAAUGUUAUGCCAGAUCAUCAGACCUUAAUGUCCAUCGACGAACCCACACGGGAGAGAAACCUUAUUCUUGUUCUGAAUGUGGGAAAUGUUUUACCAGAUCAUCAGACUUUAAUGUCCAUCGACGAACCCACACAGGAGAGAAACCUUAUUCUUGCUCUGAAUGUGGGAGAUGUUUUCCCACUUCAUCAGUACUUACUUCCCAUUGGAGAACCCACACAGGAGAGAAACCUUUUUCUUGUACUGAAUGUGGGAAAUGUUUUUCAAGAGAAACAUACCUUAAAUAUCAUCACAGAACCCACACAGGGGAGAAACCAUUCUCUUGUUCUGAAUGUGGGAAAUGUUUUACAUGUAACAGUAGUCUUAAAGUACAUUUUCAACUACACAAACGAGGAAAACCAUAAGUUUGUUCUCAAUGUGUGAAAUGUUUGUACAAAUCAGGCAUUUGUUUGGUAUUGAUUAUAUGUUUAUAUGCUCAAAGCACAUCACACAAAAGUUAGAGCACUCAAACCCCCUCUGCCAGUUCUUUUUAAAAAAAAAAAAAACAGUACGAAAUUGUGAUGCACGUGUGGGGCAAUUUUAUACGCCUACUUUCGUUUAAUUUUAUACGCCAACUUUCGUUUAAAUUAUUAUAAGGUAAUUUCCCCAAUAGACAAUUUGGUUCGGUGAAUUGGUGUAAGUACAGUGUGUAUUUUCUUUGCCUGAACAAAUGCUUAAAAAUCCUUGGGGGUGAGGUUUCUAAUGAAUAUGAUAAAUACAAUGAGCUGAAUCUGAA